AUGAGUGAAGAAAAUCUCGACGGAUUCGACAUUUCUGUACCAAAAACACCAAGUUUAGAUGAUCUAGGAACGAAAUCUCCUCAGAAAUCGGACCUCCCGUCAUCUCAAAUCCAGAAAUCAGCGAGUUUGGACGAGAUUUCUUUGGAAUCAAACGCAACAACCGAAAUUGGACCGGCAACACAGCCCUUAUUCUUCGACGAUGAAGACGAAAUGAAUCUCGCCGAGUCAACGACCAUGUCCGCGGCGACUUCAACGACUUCUGUCCAUCCGACAUUUAAAUUGGCCGAACCACAAGAAGCGUUCAAUCCGGUCACCGGGGUAACCAUUCGUAGGCUCGAGGAUUUCCAGCUGCAACUAACCAACCGAUCAGCGUUUAGACAUAUGAGAGAAGGAGUUUUCAAAGAAUUGUUCUUGAAGAACCAUAAAUCGUAUAAGGUAAAGGCUGAAGCGCAUCAGAUGGCUGUAGGAUAUACACCAGAUGAAGCUGAGCUCUCUUUAGUACCGGAUAUUCAUAAUGCUACACAAGAAAAGGCAUUAGACCAAUUAUCUAGGAGUAAGAAUAUGACAUUUGAAGAGAAGAUGCAGAAAAAGUUGGAAGAUGAGUACAACGUUACCACAAAAGUUAACAAAUUCUCAUCUCAAAAUAUAUUUGCAGUUGUUACUGAACAAUACAGGCAGAAAGAUACAGUAAUAGCUGCAAACCCUUUACCUGUUAUAGAUGUAAUACCAGAUGAUGAAGGACCACUCAUAAAAUUCGCAAAUAAUGUUUUCACUUCUGAAUUGUUUGAUGUCAAAAAAGAUUCUGAAGUUUACAAACCAACAGAAAAUUUCGAACCGAAGAAUGUCAGGAAAAUAUAUGAAAACCUUGUUAGUCUUGGCAUUGACUUCGAGAAAUGUGGAAUUAAAUUACCUCAAAUUCUUCAAAAAGAUAUUGAUGUAUUAUUCUACGAGUUACUUGGGCGCGCACCUGAUUCCGAGUUUCCUGCCUUACUAAGUACUGUUCUUCUACAUGGUUGCAACUCAAUUCAGAACGUAUAUCUCGCAUUAUCCACUUUAUCUUACACUGUAGUCGAAGUUAGCAAUACUUUGCUUAGCUAUCCUUUUUAUGACUUCGCUGGCUGCUGUAGGUUCUUCGCAAAGCUCUUAAAUGUUCAUUGUACUCCUUAUCUCUUCACUGCCAUUGAUCACAGCGAAAGAUUUAAAGAAACAUGCUACAGAAAAGACGCUUUGAUUAAUCUACCCCUGUUUGUCCAAGCAAUUUCAGCUUUAAGCACUCCAUCAAAUAUAUCUCAAUUUUCUAUGAAUCCGCCACCCAUUUACAACUACGUAAAUUUAUCUAUAGUCAUAGAUGACCUCUGCAAGCAGCUCAAAACCUCGAAAAUCUAUGCUUUCUUGAGACCAAUUACAUCAUCUUCGCCAAUGGCUCAGCUAGCGUACACAGUUUUGUAUUAUUACGAUAAAGACUUCGAUAUACAAAACAUUGGCUGGGUAUUUUCGAAGAUUGCCUCAAAACAUAUGAUUUUCAUCAAAUAUUCCAAAAUUAAAGAGAUGCCAAAGCUUGCGCAAAUCAUUGCUUUCAUACUGGAACUGAUACUAACAGAGAAAUACCACUUAUUCUUCCUAGAAACUUACAUUCAAACGCAAAAAUUGAUCAAAAUGAAAUAUUCUGUAGAAAGUAUCGUUCUUUUGGUCGAUUCACUUGUUAAACUCCAGAAAAUUUUGCAUGAAGAUAGUCUUCCAUCGUUAAUUGAAGUUUCAGUUGAUAUUGCAAAGCUCCUUAGCUCUAAAUAA
Molecule: messenger RNA, 1791 nt
Organism: Trichomonas vaginalis G3
Lineage: Eukaryota; Parabasalia; Trichomonadida; Trichomonadidae
Exons: 1
Coding region: 1-1791 (596 amino acids)
Source: RefSeq, a predicted model, not a curated record